Molecule: messenger RNA, 1599 nt
Organism: Trametes versicolor FP-101664 SS1
Lineage: Eukaryota; Fungi; Basidiomycota; Agaricomycetes; Polyporales; Polyporaceae
Product: general substrate transporter
Exons: 4
Coding region: 1-1599 (532 amino acids)
Biological process (GO): carbohydrate transport; transmembrane transport
Cellular component (GO): membrane
Molecular function (GO): carbohydrate:proton symporter activity
Source: RefSeq, a predicted model, not a curated record
AUGCCUAGCUCCAAGGACAGCAUUUCAGCGCACAUCGACAACGUCGAAUUCGUGAGCACCCCGUCCGAUGAGGACAAGGAGUCAACACCCGAAGUGCGUCCGUGGCGGGCAGCGGAGACACAAGUCCAUCCCUUGCGAAAGAGUUUCCUGAAGCUGUACGGCUGUCUGUUCGUCGCGUACCUAUGUUCAGCCACCAACGGCUUCGACGCAAACACCUUCGGCGGACUGACCGCCAUCGACACCUUCGUCUCCUACUUCGGCAUCACGCCCGAGAACCAGGGUCUCGUCGCCGCGCUCUACGUCAUCGGCAACGUCGCCGGCUGCCUCUUCGCAGGCCCGUGCGCCGACCGCUACGGCCGCCGCUUCGGGAUGGCCGUCGGGUCGACGGUGUGCAUCGCCGGGGCGGUCAUGCAGGCCACCGCGCGCAACCUCGGCACGCUCAUGGGCGGGCGCUUCAUCCUGGGGCUGGGCGCGGUGCUCGUGCAGACGGCGGGGCCGGCGUAUGUGGUGGAGAUGGCGUACCCGCGGUACCGGGGGGUGCUCACUGGGGCGUACCAGGCGUGUUUCUUCCUGGGGACGAUCGUGUCGACGUGGUUGGAGUAUGGGCUGAACUUCAUCGUCGGCACGCCGCAGUGGACUUGGCGGCUUCCGCUCGCGGUACAGGCGCUUCCGUCCGUUCUCGUCCUCGCGUUCGUGUGGUUCAUACCGGAGACGCCGCGAUGGUAUAUGGGUCAAGGCAGGGUAGACAUGGCGAAAGAGAUACUGGUGAAGUACCACGGAGACGGAGACGCAAACUCGCCCAUCGUCGCUCUCGAGCUUGAGGAGAUGCAGCAAGCGAUCUCCCCGGACGGGUCGGACAAGCGGUGGUGGGACUUCCGCGAGCUCUUCAACUCGCGGUCCGCCCGCUAUCGCACCUUCCUGGUCGCUUGCAUCGCGUUCUUUGGACAGUGGGACCUGCCGCCGACCAGCUACUACUUUCCACUGAUGGCCAAAACGGCGGGGAUCACGAGCGAGCGCACGCAACUGCUGCUGAACGCCCUCCAGACGCCGAUCAUGAUGGCGGCGGCGCUGUCCGGGCUGCGUUGGCAGGACCGAAUCGGUCGCCGUAAGCUCCUCAUCGCGUCCAGCACGGGCAUGGCGAUCUCGGUGGCCGUCAUAACGGCGUGCACCGCGCAGCAGGCGGGCAGGCCAGUGGUCGGAGGCGUCGGCAUCGCAUUUGUGUACGUCUUCCUCGUCGUCUUCGCCUUCGCUUGGACGCCUGCACAGUCGCUGUACCCGACCGAGGUCCUGGCGUACAACACGCGCGCAAAAGGCCUGGCGUUCAUGAACCUGCUGGUCAACGUCGCUAACGUGUUCAACACCUACGUUCCUCCGGUGGCGAUCGCCCGGGCCAGCUGGCGGUUCUACAUCUUCUACAUCCUGUGGGACGCGUUGGGUGCGCUGGUGAUAUACCUCACCUUCGUGGAGACCAAGGGAAGAAACCUGGAGGAGAUCGACCACAUCUUCGAGGCGAAAACUCCAAAGAAAGCCAGUUUACAGGCGCAAGCGGAACUGAGACGUUCAGAUGGAAUGCUGAAGUCGGGAGAAGCGGGGCCGUGA